GCUAGCUGAAAGUGAAACUGAGAUCAGGGCCAAUUUAAAGCAUCAGGGAGGUAAUUGAGGUAGAGAGAGCAAUGGCGCCGGCCGCUCAUCGGGAUGGCGCGCCGGAGGCGGAGAAGAGGGUGUUCCACUUCGGCAAGGGCAGGAGCGACGGCAACAAGACCAUGAAAGACCUGCUGGGAGGGAAGGGGGCGAACCUGGCGGAGAUGGCGAGCAUCGGGCUGUCGGUGCCGCCGGGGUUCACGGUGUCGACGGAGGCGUGCCAGCAGUACCAGGCGCAGAAGGCGAUGCCGGCGGGGCUGUGGGACGAGAUCCUGGCGGCGCUGGCGUGGGUGGAGGGCAACAUGGGCGCCGUGCUCGGCGACCCGCGCCGCCCGCUGCUGCUCUCCGUCCGCUCCGGCGCCGCCGUCUCCAUGCCCGGCAUGAUGGACACCGUCCUCAACCUCGGCCUCAACGACCACGUCGUCGCCGGCCUCGCCCACCGCAGCGGCGAGCGCUUCGCCUACGACUCCUACCGCCGCUUCCUCGACAUGUUCGGCAACGUCGUUAUGGACAUACCGCAUUCACUAUUCGAGGAGAAAAUUGAGGCCAUGAAAGCAGCUUUAGGGUUGCGGAACGACACCGAGCUGACUGCCAGGGAUUUGAAAGAACUUGUAGCCCAAUAUAAGAAUGUUUAUGUGGAGGCCAAAGGUGAACAAUUUCCCUCAGAUCCAAAGAAGCAGUUGCAUCUAUCUGUGUUGGCUGUUUUUAACUCAUGGGAUAGCGCGAGGGCAAAGAAGUACAGAAGCAUUAACCAGAUCACUGGGUUAAAGGGUACUGCUGUGAAUGUUCAGUGUAUGGUCUUUGGCAACAUGGGUGACACUUCAGGCACCGGGGUUCUCUUCACGAGGAACCCUAGUACUGGAGAGAAAAAACUUUAUGGUGAAUUCCUUGUCAAUGCUCAGGGUGAGGAUGUGGUUGCUGGAAUUAGAACUCCACAAGAUCUUGAUACCAUGAAGGAGUGCAUGCCACAGCCUUAUGCAGAACUGGUCGAGAAUUGCAAAAUCUUGGAAAGCCACUAUAAAGAAAUGAUGGAUAUUGAGUUCACUGUUCAAGAAAAUAGACUUUGGAUGCUGCAAUGCAGAACAGGGAAGCGCACAGGCAAAGGUGCUGUGAAGAUUGCUGUUGACAUGGUCGAUGAGGGACUGGUUGACCGCCGUUCAGCCAUUAAGAUGGUGGAACCACGGCACUUGGACCAGCUUCUUCAUCCGCAGUUUGAGAACCCGGCAUCAUAUGGAGACAAAGUUAUUGCUACAGGUUUGCCUGCAUCACCAGGAGCUGCUGUAGGCCAGAUUGUAUUCACAGCUGAUGAUGCCGAAGCAUGGCAUGCACAAGGAAAAUCUGUCAUUCUGGUGAGGACUGAAACAAGCCCAGAGGAUGUUGGUGGCAUGAAUGCGGCUGCUGGAAUUCUUACAGCCAGAGGUGGUAUGACAUCUCAUGCAGCAGUCGUAGCCCGUGGAUGGGGAAAAUGUUGUGUGGCAGGAUGCUCGGGUAUCCGUGUAAAUGAUGCUGAAAAGGUGGUACUGGUUGGCGACAAGGUGCUUUGUGAGGGUGAAUGGAUGUCACUGAAUGGUUCGACUGGAGAGGUCAUUUUGGGCAAGCUGCCUCUAUCCCCACCAGCACUUAGCGGUGAUUUGGGAACAUUCAUGGCUUGGGUGGAUGAAGUUAAGAAACUCAAGGUCAAGGCUAAUGCUGACACUCCUGCGGAUGCAUUGACUGCAAGAAAUAACGGUGCUGAAGGGAUUGGGUUGUGCAGAACAGAACACAUGUUCUUUUCUUCUGAUGAAAGGAUAAAGGCCAUGAGACAAAUGAUAAUGGCAGAAACAAUUGAACAGAGACAAGUAGCACUAGAUCGCCUCUUGCCAUAUCAGAGACUUGACUUCGAAGGAAUUUUCCGUGCAAUGGAUGGACUUCCUGUGACUAUUCGGCUCUUGGAUCCUCCACUUCAUGAAUUCCUUCCAGAGGGUAACGUUGAGGAUAUGGUGCGUUUGUUGUCUUCUGGCAACGUAUAUACUCAGGAGGAAAUUCUUACAAGGAUAGAAAAACUUUCUGAAGUAAAUCCAAUGCUGGGUUUCCGUGGGUGCAGGCUUGGGAUAUCAUACCCAGAAUUGACGGCAAUGCAAGCCCGUGCUAUCUUUGAAGCUGCUAUUUCUAUGACUGAGCAAGGUGUUCAAGUUUUCCCAGAGAUAAUGGUGCCUCUCAUUGGAACACCUCAGGAACUUGCCCAACAAGUAGAAGUAAUUCGUGAAGUUGCCGAAAAGGUGUUCGCAAAUGCAGAGACAACCAUUAACUACAAAAUUGGAUCCAUGAUUGAGGUUCCCAGGGCUGCUCUUAUAGCUGAUGAGAUAGCAGAACAAGCGGAAUUCUUCUCUUUUGGGACGAACGACCUGACUCAGAUGACAUUUGGUUAUAGUAGGGAUGAUGUUGGCAAGUUUCUGCCAACUUACUUGUCAAAGGGUAUCCUCCAGAACGACCCUUUCGAGGUGUUUGACCAGAAGGGAGUUGGGGAGCUUGUUAAGAUCGCCACAGAGAGGGGCCGCAAGGCAAGGCCUGAUUUAGAGGUGGGCAUUUGUGGUGAGCAUGGUGGUGAGCCUUCUUCAGUUGCAUUUUUCGCGAAGGUUGGGCUGAACUACGUUUCUUGCUCCCCUUUCAGGGUUCCAAUUGCAAGGCUAGCAGCAGCACAGGUUAUGCUGUGAUCGGCGCGUACUAAUGAAGCAACCGUUGGUGCAUCUUGUAUAUACGAAGAGUAAAUAAUGCUUAAAUAAUUUAUGUUUCGAUGGACACUCGCGACAUGUUUCGCUUGACGAAAUGUAUGAUAACCUGCAAAUGGAGGUUUGCAUGUGUGCAUAAAUAAUAUUUUUUGGAUGUGUGCCCACGGGGAUUGCUACAAUAAGCAUCAAACAGAGCCAUCAGAGGUGGCAUGUUAAGGCACCUGAAAUAAUUGUAAUUUAUUUCGAGAAUUACUCAAAUGAUUGAAAUAGUAUGUUUUUU
Molecule: messenger RNA, 3027 nt
Organism: Oryza brachyantha (malo sina)
Lineage: Eukaryota; Viridiplantae; Streptophyta; Magnoliopsida; Poales; Poaceae
Product: pyruvate, phosphate dikinase 2
Exons: 18
Coding region: 72-2732 (886 amino acids)
Biological process (GO): phosphorylation; pyruvate metabolic process
Molecular function (GO): kinase activity; pyruvate, phosphate dikinase activity; ATP binding
Source: RefSeq, a predicted model, not a curated record